GAUUGAAAAUAACCUUCUCUCCAAAUUGGUCAAGUUAUUUCUGCAAAAAACCUUCAAAAUUCUCUAUUAAUCUACUGGUUCAGGUAACUGUAUAUAUACGAUACCUUUAUGAGUGGCUAAUACUCCUCUUUAUGGUGCUUUUUUGAGGAAAAUGUUCGUAUUUUGAACCACAUUCAUCAAAGUUGUUUACCUUGGUCACUGGUUGCUGUUGGUUGUCAAGGACAAGAGAGAUUUGCAUUUGAGGCGAAAGGCGGCUGAAAACAUCGAAUAUGAGGUUCAAGACUCACGUAUUAAAAGAAUCAAAACAUAAGGAUCUUGUAAGUUGUGUCGGUUGGACAUCAGCUGAUGAGCUGUUUUCUAGUGGAGAUGAUCACAGCAUAUUGAAAUGGAAUCUGUUAUCAGAUGAAACCACACAGGUCAUGAAAUUGCCAGCAGAGAUCUUUCCAACUGACAUACACUGGUUUCCACGUGGCGCUGGAGGCAAAAAACAAAGCCAGUCAGAGCUUUUUGUCCUCACUUCAACAGAUGGUAAAUUCCACUUGAUAUCUCGGAAUGGUCGUAUUGAGAAAUCUGUUGAAGCUCACAGGGGCGCUGUACUGUCUGGAAGAUGGAGCCUUGAUGGAUCAGCAAUGGUGACAGUUGGAGAAGAUGGCCAAGUAAAGAUAUGGUCUAGGAGUGGAAUGUUAAGAUCAACAUUGGUUCAAGCAGGGACCCCAGUAUAUUCUGUAUCAUGGAGCCCAGACUCUGACCAGAUUCUUCACACAAGUGGAAAGCAGUUAGUGAUUAAACCUUUACAAGCUGCUGCUAAACCAGUGCAGUGGAAAGCUCAUGAUGGAAUUGUGUUAAAAGUGGACUGGAAUCCUAUCAAUAACCUGAUCAUAUCUGGGGGAGAAGACUGCAAAUAUAAGGUCUGGGACAGUUAUGGCAGAGUGUUGUAUUCCAGCAUGUUGCAUGAAUAUCCUAUUACCAGUAUUUCAUGGGCUCCAGAUGGUGAACUCUUUGCUGUUGGGUCUUUUAAUACUCUGAGACUCUGUGACAAAACUGGGUGGUCAUACACUCUGGAGAAACCCAAUACUGGCUCAAUCUUUAACAUUUCUUGGUCAAGUGAUGGAACACAGCUUGCUGGUGCUUGUGGGAAUGGACAAGUUAUCUUUGCUCAUGUCAUUGAAAGACGUCUUGAGUGGAAAAACUUUGAAGUAACAGUAACAGACCGCAAGAGCAUUCUUGUCAGAGAUGUAAUGAACGAUGUGAAGGAAUCAUUAGACUUCCGAGAUCGUAUUAUCAAGACUUCAUUGGCUUUCAACCACCUUGUUGUAGCAACAACAUCUCAGUGCUACAUAUACAGUGUCAGAAACUGGAACACACCAAUGAUAUUUGACCUCAAGAAUGGAAACAUCACCCUCAUUGUCCAGACUGAAAAACACUUUCUUCUAGUUGAUGACUCAGGACUUCAAGUUUACUCAUAUGAGGGUCGUUUGACCUGUGUUCCAAAAUUUCAAGGGCUAAGGACUGACACCUUGAAUGAACAAACUUGUACAUUAAGCAAUGAUACACUUGCAGUCAAAGAUCGCAAAGAUGAGAAAGUUAUCCAUUUAUUUGAAACUCAGACAGGAAAGCCGGUUGGAAGUGGCCAGCCAAUCCAACACUCUCUGGAAGUAAUGGAGAUUUCUCUGAGCCAGUGUGGUCAGACUAGUGACAGGCAACUGGCCAUUAUUGAUAAAAACAGAGAUCUUUAUCUUACACCUGUCAAACACAUUGGUCCAGCUGAAAGAUUGGUUAAACUUGGAACAAUGAUAACAACCAUGGCAUGGAAUGACAACACAAACAUGUUAUCAGCAUUCCAGGAUGGUAGAUUUAUCGUUUGGUACUAUCCAAGUGCUGUGUACGUUGAUCAGGAUAUCCUGCACAAAACACUUCUUGAGAAAGAUUCCAGUGAUUUUGGAAAGAACCCCCAGAUUGUCAGCUUCCUGGAAAAUCACUGCACAAUGAGAAGAGCUGAUGGCUCCCUGUGCAGUACAAUAAUUUCACCAUAUCCUUCAAUGCUACACAAGUAUGCCAGUGAGUCAAAGUGGCAAGAUGGUAUUCGACUGUGCAGAUUUGUAAAGGACACUGUUUUAUGGGCGUGUUUAGCGACAAUGGCUGCUUAUGCAAAGGAUCUCAACACGGCAGAGACAGCAUAUGCUGCUAUAGAUGAGGCUGACAAAGUCCAAUACAUCAAUCACAUCAAGGAAAUUCCUACUAAAGAGGGAAGGAAUGCUGCCAUGGCAUUGUUCUGCAGACAGACUCAAGAAGCGGAGACAAUCCUCCUACAAGCUGGACUUAUUUACAGGGCAAUACAGAUGAACAUAGAUCUCUUUAACUGGGACAGGGCCCUUGAACUUGCUGUUAAGCACAAGACUCAUGUGGACACAGUUCUAGCACACAGACAGAAAUAUCUGGAGAACUUUGACAGGAAGGAAACAAGCAAACGUUUUCUUCAGUAUGCACAAGGGGUGGAAGUUGACUGGGACAAAAUAAAAGCCAAGGUUGACAUGGAGCUACAGAAAGAGGCAGCAAGGCCAGGAGCCAAGCCUUACAAUGUUCUCCACGAGUACAAGAUGGCGGCCAACAUGGCUAUUCUUUUAGAAAGAAAAUUGUUUUUCCGAUUUCUCGGCGCCAAAAGUAGGAAGCAAUUAGUUUGGAAUUUUGGUUCCAACUAUACUACUGGCCCGAGAGCAAUUAAGAAGGUUGUCAUUGCCAACAGAGGUGAGAUUGCCUGUCGUGUCAUGAAAACAGCCAAGAAAAUGGGGAUAAGAACAGUUGCUGUGUACAGUGAUGCAGAUGAAAAUUCCAUGCAUGUAGACACAGCUGAUGAGGCCUUUCACAUUGGGGCAGCUGCAUCUCGAGAAAGUUAUUUGAAAAUGGAGAAGAUCAUUGAAGUUGCCAUCAAAAGUGGAGCACAGGCUAUUCAUCCAGGCUAUGGCUUUUUAUCAGAGAAACCAGAAUUUGCUGAGCUUUGUGAGAAAGAAGGGGUAAUAUUUAUUGGACCACCAGCUUCAGCGAUCAGAGAUAUGGGUAUAAAGAGUACAUCAAAGGCCAUCAUGGGUAAUGCUGGAGUGCCAAUCAUCGAAGGUUACCAUGGUGAUGACCAAUCAGAUGAGAGAUUGAGACAGGAGGCAGAGAAAAUAGGAUAUCCUGUCAUGCUAAAGGCUGUCAGAGGUGGAGGAGGAAAGGGGAUGAGAAUUGUAAUGAAGCCUGAAGAUUUUGAUGAUGCCCUUGAGUCAGCUAGAAGGGAAUCUUUAAAGUCCUUCAAUGACGACAACAUGUUGGUGGAGAAGUUUGUAGACACUCCCAGACAUGUAGAGGUUCAAGUAUUUGCCGACACCUUUGGCAACACAGUGUACUUGUUUGAGAGGGACUGCAGUGUUCAAAGAAGACAUCAGAAAAUCAUUGAAGAGGCUCCUGCCCCAGGUGUAUCCUCUGAGGUGCGGCAGAAAAUUGGAGAGGCAGCUGUGAGGGCAGCGGAAGCAGUUGGUUAUGUUGGAGCAGGUAUUGAUGUUUACCAUGCAUGUGAUUUUCUCCCUGGUGCAGGCCCUCUAUUGCACCUUUCAACACCACAACCAUCUGACACAAUCAGAGUCGAAACAGGAGUACGACAAGGUGAUGAAGUAUCAGUGCAUUAUGAUCCAAUGAUCGCAAAACUUGUAGUCUGGUCAGAAAGCAGGGACCAGGCUCUGAGUUUGUUGAAAGAGUCUCUGCAGCAGUAUCAUAUCGUGGGACUGAACACAAAUAUCGGCUUCUUGUCAAAUCUGUGUGAACACAGCCAUUUCAAGGAGGGUGACGUUCACACUGAUUUUAUUAAGCAACAUUAUCAAGACCUAUUCCCAGUAAAAACACCGCUGAGCCACGAAAUACUGGCGCAAGCAAGCUUGGGACUCUUAUUACUCGAGAGACAGGAGCAGGAAAAACGAGCUGCGCUCUCUUCUGAUCCGUUUUCAGUGUGGAAUUCUAAUGUGAGCUUCAGACUCAAUAAUGUUGCGAAGAGAAAAAUACGACUUGACGAUGGUGAUAGAAAGGUUUACAUCAUUGUUUCCUACAACAAGGAUGGAACUUAUAAUUUAGAG
This is a messenger RNA of Pocillopora damicornis (cauliflower coral), 4103 nucleotides long. RefSeq names its product intraflagellar transport protein 80 homolog. NCBI's taxonomy places the organism in Eukaryota, Metazoa, Cnidaria, Anthozoa, Scleractinia, Pocilloporidae. The record is from RefSeq and is a predicted model, not a curated record. Gene Ontology annotation, molecular function: protein binding. Gene Ontology annotation, cellular component: cilium; intraciliary transport particle B. Gene Ontology annotation, biological process: cilium assembly.